Messenger RNA from Punica granatum (pomegranate), 2420 nucleotides. NCBI's taxonomy places the organism in Eukaryota, Viridiplantae, Streptophyta, Magnoliopsida, Myrtales, Lythraceae. The record is from RefSeq and is a predicted model, not a curated record.
UAAAAAAGAAAAAGAAAAUCCCGUCGGGAAGGAGGGAAGGAAGGAAGGAAGGAAGGAAGGGAGAGUAUCGGGUCGGGUCAGUCGUUUGCUCUGCUAUCCUCAGCUUCUUCCCCUUUUGAUUUGAUGUGAUUGAUUUUGGGUUUUGGCUUGAUUCGUUCCCAAGGAAAGCAUCCCAUCUCAGCUCAGAUUCGAAUCGGCGGAGCGGUGUUACUAGCAAUCGAUCGGGGCCCCAACCCAACGAUGGAGAAGCAGCCGGCGACAGUCACUGCCCUCACUCGAUUCAGCUUGCGCAGCCGCCGCCGCCGCUGCUGCUGAGAUAGCUUCUUCAAUCACCACCGGCGCUGCCUUUUUCUUGUCCAACAAAUCUUACCAGCUCGGACAUUCGUUGCGUUGCCGCUUUCGCUUCCAAUCCAAGCCUCCUGCUGCUGCUGCUGCCGCCUCCCCACCAUCAUCACCACCAACCACCUCCACUCCGCGCUUGUCCAAGCGCUCCCCCUGAAUAUGACCCCUUGCCUCCCUCGCUCUAUUGGAUCUCAGUCGCAGGUCCACUCCGCUUCUUUCUCUCCUCUCUCUGCCUCCGAUGGACCCCGCCACCUCUCGCCCUGCCGUCGUCAUCGACAACGGAACCGGGUACACUAAAAUGGGGUUCGCCGGGAACGUGGAGCCCUGCUUCAUCGUCCCUACGGUGGUCGCCGUGAACGAGUCGUUCCUUAACCAGUCUCGGGCCUCCUCCAAGAGCAGCAACUGGCUCGCCCAGCACAGCGCGGGAGUGAUGGCCGAUCUUGACUUUUUCAUCGGGGAUGAGGCGGUCUCGAGGUCGAGAUCCAGCAGCACCUAUAACCUCAGCUACCCAAUCAAGCAUGGUCAGGUCGAUAACUGGGACGCUAUGGAGCGAUUCUGGCAGCAGUGCAUCUUCAACUACCUCCGCUGCGAUCCCGAGGAUCACUACUUCCUGUUGACGGAGAGCCCCCUAACUCCUCCCGAGAGCCGUGAAUACACCGGAGAGAUCAUGUUCGAGACGUUCAAUGUCCCCGGGCUCUACAUUGCUGUCCAGCCUGUCCUCGCCCUUGCAGCCGGGUACACGACAUCCAAGUGUGAGAUGACAGGGGUGGUUGUUGAUGUUGGCGAUGGGGCUACUCAUGUUGUACCUGUUGCAGAUGGUUAUGUCAUUGGUAGCAGCAUUAAAUCUAUUCCUAUAGCUGGGAAAGAUGUUACUCUUUUUAUCCAGCAGCUCAUGCGGGAGAGAGGCGAGAAUGUACCACCGGAAGACUCCUUUGAAGUAGCCCGUAAAGUGAAGGAAACGUAUUGCUAUACUUGUUCUGACAUCGUCAAGGAAUUUAAUAAGCAUGACAAAGAACCAUCCAAAUAUAUCAAGCAAUGGAGAGGGACUAAGCCAAAGACAGGAGCACCAUAUUCUUGCGACAUAGGCUACGAACGAUUUCUUGGUCCUGAGGUUUUCUUUAAUCCAGAAAUUUACAGCACUGAUUUCACUACUCCUUUACCUGAUGUCAUCGACAAAUGUAUACAGUCUGCCCCUAUUGACACGAGGAGGGCGUUGUACAAGAAUAUAGUUUUGUCUGGAGGAUCAACUAUGUUCAAGGAUUUUAAUAGGAGGUUGCAACGAGAUCUGAAGAAGAUUGUGGAUGCUCGAGUCCUUGCUUCUGAAGCUCGACUUGGUGGGGAAAUAAAAGCACAGCCAGUAGAAGUGAAUGUUGUAAGCCAUCCUAUCCAGAGAUUUGCGGUUUGGUUUGGUGGCUCUGUACUCGCAUCUACACCUGAAUUUUUCGAGGCUUGUCAUACAAAAGCGGAGUACGAGGAGUAUGGAGCUAGUAUUUGUCGUACAAAUCCAGUUUUCAAGGGAAUGUAUUGAAUCAAGAACAAAAAUCCCAAUCAUCUGCGAGCAUAAUUGGUGAGAAGUAUCUCGAAAUUGCCUGGAGGGUUUCCACCCUCCAUCUGGUUCCUCGAUUUUACUUCCAGUGGGCCCUUAUUCACUUGGCACUGACAUGAAUCCGCGAAGUUGCUUCUCAAGGUGGUGUAAAAUAUGGAAAAUUUUGUUCCUGCAUUUGUAAGAAAUGGUUUCUUGUGUUCAUUCUUUACUAGGGAGCUAGUUUUCUUUUUCCUUGGCAGAGAUCUUAGGAUGCUGCAACUGUAGCUAGAAGGGGUCUGCCACGGAGACUUUGGGGUCGGAUUUAUAGUCCUCGUUCAGGUACAUUUUCAUGGAUGCUGAAUUGCAAUUUUUGUGUUCAGCAUUAGGCAUGAUAAUGAUUGGAGUUCUUCCACCAUUUUGUUACUUGUCAAUAUACACUUCCAAGCGGAGCAUAAGAUUCUUUCUGAUCCAGUUGGAUGAUUUGUUUAUGGAAAACGAUUUCGAUGUAAACUCUGCCCAAUGCUUUAUAAAUUUUACCACGUCUGAGUUAAAU